CAGCCUCUGAGGUCACCGGCCAAGGGCCUGAGCCUGCUGGCUGAAGCUGAGUUGUUUCCCUCAGGUGCUCAUUCUUGGACUUUCCUAGGACCAGAGGAAGGAGCUCAAGAACCUAAGGCUAACAGUCCCUCCCCACCUUCCAACCUCCCCGCCAGGAAUGCUGUAUUGGGCCUGAGCCAAGACAUUCCAGAGGCCAGAAAUUGGCUCCAGGUCCGAGGCCACUUGUGGGAUUUCUUCUCAGGCUGGCUUGGCCGCCUCUGGCAUCCCGCUUUGUCAAGGGCAAUUAUCAUAAGUCCCUUUGCAGACCAGGAGAUGGGCUUAAAGGUUAGAGCAUCUCUGAAAGCUGCCUCUUCGCUGAGCCGAGGCUGAGCCCCACGAGGAGGAGGCGCCAGGGAGAGGAAGAUGAGUUUGUGUUCGGUAGUCAUCUCAAUCAAAGGAAAAGUUCCUGCUCAUCUCCUGUAAGAGCCUGGUUCCGGGCACUCAAGGCUAGCAGCCAGCCUGUCUCUAGACCGGGUUUUCCUGGCCGUGGAUGCAGCCUCCACCUCCCCCAGGCUCCAGUGGACCCAAGCUGCCCCAAGCAAGAGGACCUGUCCCGAGACCCCUUGCUCCCACAGGACCAGAAGGAGAAGCCUGGGGGGUACACCAGUGCCUGUGUGGGCCAGCCCCCAUGCCAUGGGAGCGACUCAUGGGAAAAAGAAAGAAUAUUCCCCUCAGUCCAGGUUUCACAAUGAAAAUGGGAAACAUAGUAUGAAUGGCUCAGCUUCGUUGUACUCUGAAAUGCAGCGGGAUAGAACAGAGAGAGCUGGGGGAGUCACGGCCCAUCCGGACUACAAAGAUUGGAACACAGAACUCAUCAAACCCAAGAAGCUGACGAAUCCUGUAAAAGCCUCCAGAAGUCACCAGGAGCUACACAGGGAGCUCCUCAUGAACCACAGAAGAGGCCUGGGACUGGACAGCAAGCCCGAGCUGCAGCGGGUCCUGGAGCAUCGGCGGCGGAAUCAGCUGCUUAGGCUGAAGAAGGAAGAAGAAGAGGCCAAGAAACUCAAGUCGCCAUUCGAACAGGAGCUGCUGAAGAGACAGCAACGCCUGGAGGAGAUGGAAAAAGAAGCCAGAAAGGAAGAAGACCAGGCCCCUGAGUUUAUUAAAGUGAAAGAAAAUCUUCGGCGUAUCGCCACAAUAGCAGGGGAGGAGCAAGUCUAGCAGGUGAGGACAGAGCUACGUGGCAUUCCCUACGACUCCCAGAGCCUCGACCCCAGCAGCAUCCACACCCACCUGUACCCCGGCAUCUCUGUGUACCACACGGACAUCGGCAACCAGACCCUCGGGACCCCCUCCCGACACUAACUUGCUCCAAAAUGCCUCGUGGCGGCUCUGGGUGCUGAACAGGGUUGUUUUAAUGGUCACGGUACAUGUAGCGCUUCCUAGUAGGACUCUUCCCGUGAGGAUGGCCGAGGCGCCACUGCCAGGGCCUCUCCUCCCUGCGGGCCCACUAACAUCUAGAUCUCUUCUUUCUCCGUAACAAUCCCAGGUGUAUUCUGAGCAAAGACAUGCCCACAUCGGAAAUCCCAGCAUGUUGAAGGAGAGGGAGGGCCCACACGUGUGUUUUUGUCUGAAGGGAAAGCUGGAGACGUAGUGAACCAGGUGCCCUUGCUGAUCCACACAAAUGACCUGGGCUUGGAUCUGCCCGAGGACUGUAAGCUAAGAUGUCCUGAUCAAAGCCUGGCCCCAUCUGGCCAAAAUAAAGCUGCCGAGCGGUCAGAAGCCCGACUUCCCAUUUCCCCCAGAUUUGCCAGCCAUAGUCAGCAGCAUGGAGAUGAUCAUUCUUGGGGUCAGGAUCAGCCACACACCUGCUAGGGGGAUGGCUGUCAUGAUGGGAUUGCCAAGACGCCCUCCCCCCCCCACCUCCCUAGGAGCAGCUAACCUGUCCAGUGCUCAGACCUGACUUCCUAGGCUCCUUCUGACCGUCCACUCCAUUUACAUUUCUGUGUCCUGGGGCAUCCUUUGUCUCCUUUCCCAGCCACCCCUCAACCCUGGGCUACCUGCACUCUCUCGAGUCCUGUGCCAUUUUGUGAUGCCUUGUAUUUUUGAGAAAACUGGAGAAUGUUUAUCCCCCAGGUCCCCCACCCCUGUUGCUCGAACUGGUCCCCUAAAUUAUUAUUUCAAGCAGAAUCCUGCCCAGGAAGGGAAGAGCUGGGCAGAGUUGGGCACAGAGAGAGCAGUGACAGCUGAGACCACACUUUGCCCCUCCGGUCCCUCGCCAGGAUCUGUCCAAUCUGGAAGAGUCGCGCAAAGCCUGUGUGUCUGCUCACGCGAGCUACCCCAAUGCCAGUCCUCAGCAGCCCCGGGGCUGAAAGCUAAACCACACCCUACAACCUCCCUGAUCUAACUGCACAUCAGAGGCAGACCAAAGGAGGCUUGGAGACUACAAAGCAGCUUAAGACAAAGCCGUGACAGGCCCUGUGCAGUGAAGAGAAAGCCCACCCGAGAGUCAGGAAGAACUAGGCCCAUCCUGGCUGCCCGGUCCCCACCAGACCACCAGGCCCUCAGUGCCCAGGCAUUAAGACAAGGAGUGUCAGGGAAUGUGCUGACCUGCCCUGGAGCGAAUCACAGUCCCGGGCUAAGCAAAACAAAACACCUAAAUGAAGGAAUGGAUAAAUAAAACUGUGCUGAAGUAGAUCAAAUAUCUUUAAGCUGUAUAAAAAUUCCAGUUGCUGGUAGAACUUUCAUGGAUGAGAUAAGGCUGAAUGAGUGAAGUGCAGAACCUGAAGCCAAGAUCUUUUCCAAACCAGUUCAUCUCCAUAUAGUAACACAGUCCCUCUCCAACAGGCCUGACCAGUGUCAUCUAGCCUGUGCCUGAGGGCUCCCAGUGAGGGGCACUCCACGACCUCGUGGGGCAGCCCAUCUCCCUCUGGGGUGGCUAGAAUUUUGGCUAGCUGACAUCAUGUCUCAUCUUGUCUCUUGGCAAUCUCUACCCAUGGCUCCUUUUGACUGAUACAGCCUGUCACUCAUAUUGAGCUUGUCUCCUACACUAAUUUUUUUUUUUUUAAGAAAGAAGACUUAAGAAAAAAACAAGCUCUUUAAAAUUGCAUUCUCCAGGCUUUGCUAAAAAGGCAUCAAAGGUACAACUAGAGGUGAAAGCCCUCUCUCCAGCCUCUACAAGUUCAGUUUAAAAAAAAAAAAAAAAGGCCUGUAGAUUCUUAUUUUUUUGAUGGCCAAGAAAGUCGACCACAAGAAAGCUAUCAGACUGGUUUUACUUUCCUAACUGACUAAUUCCAGGUACAAAUGUUGGUUGGAUCGAAUUGAACUGAACUGAAUCACAUCACUCCCUGGUAAUGCUGGAAAGGACUUUGGAAACAGAGUCCAAUUCCCUUGUGAAAGAUACCUGAGGAAACUGAGGCCCAGAACAGGAAAGGCCCAGAAUCACAUGGCUAGUAAGUGGCCUCACUGGGACUUGCUCUUAGAUCUCUUAACCCCAAGAAUGGUGCCCUUUACAUAAGCCCAUGUUGACUUCUUGGAAGAUGUUCCUGUCCAAUGCACACUCAUGGUCUGCAGGAAAGGGUGGAAUAGGCAGGUGUGAUCUGUAUUAUGGAUUCUGCCUUCCCAAAGGGCAACUGGAUGUAACCCCAGCGAGACAAUGUUGACAUUCUCUAGAUCCCACCCAAAGUGAUGCAUGGUUCCAAAAUAAAGCUGAGAGCUCUCCAGUUUCCUAAAGA
Molecule: messenger RNA, 3713 nt
Organism: Phascolarctos cinereus (koala)
Lineage: Eukaryota; Metazoa; Chordata; Mammalia; Diprotodontia; Phascolarctidae
Gene: FAM107A
Product: family with sequence similarity 107 member A
Biological process (GO): regulation of actin cytoskeleton organization; actin filament polymerization; actin filament bundle assembly
Cellular component (GO): synapse; stress fiber; neuron projection
Source: RefSeq, a predicted model, not a curated record